This is a messenger RNA of Penicillium antarcticum, 1365 nucleotides long. RefSeq names its product cytochrome P450. The record is from RefSeq and is a predicted model, not a curated record. Gene Ontology annotation, molecular function: heme binding; iron ion binding; oxidoreductase activity, acting on paired donors, with incorporation or reduction of molecular oxygen. The transcript has 7 exons. Lineage: Eukaryota; Fungi; Ascomycota; Eurotiomycetes; Eurotiales; Aspergillaceae. Bases 1 to 1365 code for a protein of 454 amino acids.
AUGCUCGUGUACCGAGCCUUCUUGCAUCGCCUCUCUAGAUUUCCUGGACCUUUCUUUGCCCGACUGUCAAAUUUUUAUGUGACUGUCCUGUCAGGAAAGAAAUUACAGCUAUGUGAUGAAAUCCAAAAGCUUCACCACCAGUACGGAGAUUAUGUUCGCGUUGGACCCACCGAGAUCUCCAUCAUUGACCCAGCUGCCAUAAAAGUUAUCCAUGGCGCAACCUCCAAAUUUGAGAAGGGGCCCUGGUACACUAUAAUUGAACCUAGAACCUCUCUUCAGACAGACAGAAAUAAACAGACGCAUGCGCAGAGAAGAAAGGCCUGGGACCGAGGCUUCAGCACCAGAGCACUCCGCGAUUAUGAGCCAAGAAUCACCCUUUAUACAGAUCAAUUAAUCGCAGGCAUCGAAAAGCAUGUCGGGAGUCCCAUGAACAUGACGCCUUGGUUCAACUAUUACAGUUUUGACGUUAUGGGAGACAUGGCAUUUGGACACUCAUUCGACAUGCUCGUUACUGGGGAGGAUUCUUAUAUCUUACGACAAGUUCACGAUGAUAUGAAGAAGAUUGGGCUUUUCAGUCACUUGACCUGGCUAUUUCCUUUUGUCAAAAGAAUACCAGGGGUCAAUAAGGACUACCUGAGAUUAUGGAAUUGGGUCACUUCCCAUGUUCUACAUCGGAUUCAGAAUCCCCCAGAGAUACCCGAUGUGUUCUCGUGGAUCCUGAAAGCAUUUGACGAUGGGCCGAAAGCAGAGCAGGACCACCUUAAUCUUCAGGGUGAUGCUUAUCUUAUUAUUGUUGCCGGCAGUGACACAACCGCCGCCGCAUUAACCAACAUUCUGUUCCAUCUCGUCAAAAACCAGGCGCUAUACAAGGAGCUCCAGACUGAACUAGAGUCAUACUUGCCAGAGCUUUCCUACGUCAAACUGACGAGCUCCAAACUUCUCGACGCAGUGAUCAAUGAAACACUCCGGUUGCACCCAGCCGUGCCAUCUGGCGUCCAACGCGUAACUCCAGCCGAGGGAAUCAAGAUUGGCGAGACCUAUAUUCCUGGGAAUACGAUGCGUCUCUUCCCGCGACCAGACGAGUUUCUGCCUGAACGAUGGACGACACAGCCAGAGCUUGUCAACGAUCCAUCUGUAUUCAUACCCUUCUACACCGGUCCGUACUCUUGUGUCGGGAAGCAGCUUGCUCUGAUGGAGCUUCGCCGUGUCACUGCGGAAAUUGUAAUUCGGUAUGAUGUGUCGUUUGCGGAGGAACAAACCGAAACUGCGUUUUUGAAUGGGUAUCGGGAUACAUUUACUACUGUUCCUGCGCCGUUGAAAGUUGUAUUUACCAAACGGGGAGAGUCAAAUUUGGAAGUGAGCUGA